AUGACCUCCCUCAAACAAUUCAUCCGUAACGUCCGGUCCGCAAAGACAAUUGCCGAUGAGCGAGCCGUCGUGCAAAAGGAGAGUGCCGCAAUCCGGGCCUCCUUUCGAGAGGAAAGCCAUGACUCGAACGUUCGGAGAAACAAUGUUGCCAAAUUGCUAUAUCUUUUCACCCUAGGAGAACGGACACAUUUCGGUCAGAUCGAAUGUCUGAAACUACUCGCAUCUCCGCGGUUCGCCGAUAAACGAUUGGGUUAUUUGGGGACAAUGCUUCUGUUGGAUGAGAACCAGGAAGUCUUAACUCUAGUGACCAAUUCUCUGAAAAAUGAUCUCAAUCAUUCCAACCAAUAUAUCGUCGGCCUCGCCCUGUGCACGUUAGGAAACAUUGCGUCUGUUGAGAUGUCUCGCGAUUUGUUCACCGAAGUCGAAACAUUAAUCACCACGGCUAAUCCCUACAUUCGACGCAAAGCCGCGCUAUGUGCCAUGCGUAUCUGCCGAAAAGUCCCCGACUUACAGGAACACUUCUUAGAGAAAGCCAAGAUACUGUUAUCUGAUCGCAACCACGGAGUCCUACUUUGCGCCUUGACAUUAGCUAUCGACCUUUGCGAACAUGCCGAGGAAUUCGACGAAGGCCCAGAAGACGUGGUUGAAAGCUUCCGUCCCUUGGCAGCUCCACUGGUCAAGGUCCUCAAGAGCUUGACCACUUCAGGAUAUGCUCCCGAGCAUGAUGUGUCUGGCGUGACUGAUCCGUUCUUGCAGGUCAAGAUACUUCGUUUCUUACGUGUAUUAGGAAGAGGAGACGCUGCCACCAGCGAGCUCAUCAAUGAUAUUCUUGCUCAGGUAGCUACGAAUACCGAAUCGUCGAAGAAUGUUGGUAAUGCAAUCCUAUACGAAGCGGUCCUUACCAUUCUGGAUAUAGAAGCCGACUCUGGCUUGCGAGUUCUCGGUGUCAAUAUUCUGGGUAAAUUUCUCGCAAAUAAAGACAACAACAUCCGAUAUGUUGCGCUCAAUACACUCAUCAAAGUGGUCGCGGUCGAGCCGAAUGCAGUGCAAAGACAUCGAAACACGAUCCUUGACUGCUUGCGCGAUCCCGAUAUCAGUAUUCGUCGACGAGCGCUCGACCUGAGCUUCACAUUGAUCAACGAGGGCAAUGUUCGCGUCCUCGUUCGUGAACUCUUGGCUUUCCUCGAGGUCGCCGACAACGAAUUCAAGCCUGCAAUGACGUCUCAAAUCGGUAUCGCCGCAGAUCGAUUUGCGCCUAAUAAGCGAUGGCAUGUCGAUACUAUGCUGCGUGUGUUGAAACUUGCUGGUGGUUACGUCAAGGAACAGAUUCUAUCCUCGUUUGUCCGUCUUAUCGCUACGACGCCUGACUUACAAACGUAUGCUGUGCAGAAGCUGUACUCGUCUUUGAAAUCCGACAUAACUCAGGAAGGCCUGACACUUGCUGCUGCUUGGGUUAUUGGUGAAUAUGGAGAUGGUCUGUUACAAGGGGGUCAAUAUGAAGAGGAGGAGCUGGUCAAGGAAGUUCGCGAGGGUGAUAUCAUAGACUUGUUCACCAAUAUCCUCAACAGCACUUACGCUACCCAAAUCGUCACUGAAUAUAUAACUACGGCCGUCAUGAAGCUCUCUGUUCGAAUGUCAGAGCCGGGUCAAGUGGAGCGGGUCCGAAGGUUCCUGGCUAGUCGCACGUCCGAUUUGAACGUGGAAGUGCAGCAGCGAGCUGUUGAAUAUAGUAAUUUGUUCGGAUAUGACCAAAUUCGCCGCGGAGUCCUGGAGCGAAUGCCAGCACCAGAGAUUCGAGAGGAGCAAAGAGUGCUGGGAGAGCCAACCAACAAGCGACAAAGUCGGAUGCUCAAGGACAAAUCCAAGAAACCCGUCAAGCAGUCCGAGGAUAUGCUUCUCGACCUUAUUGGUGGCUCGGAUGUCUCGACAGUCUCAAGUCCCACUGGUGCGAACGGUGUAUCAACGAACACCGCAGAUCUGCUAGCGGAUAUUCUGGGUGGAAGCGGUACAACAUCMCCUGCCCCGCCGGCAGCCCCAUCCAACACUGCCGCUAUAAUGGACCUCUUUGGUUCUAACGGUACACCACCGCCAGCACGUCCUCAAACACAGUCGCCAUUACCUACAACUGCCUCUCAGGAUCUUCUUGGCGGACUCGGUGGUCUAGCAACGUCUACUCCCCCUCCUCCUGCUGCAGCCGCAGGCCACACCGCAUUCAACAAAAACGAUCUCGUUCUCACACUACAAGUACAACGAAACGCCAGCGGGUCUGGUGCUCAAAUUCUUGCACGCUUCCGCAACCAGUCCGAUUUCACGCGAAUAACGAGUGUGGGACUUCAGGCCGCCGUCCCCAAGAGCCAGCGGUUACAAUUAAGUGCUAUCACCAAGGCGGAUCUCAAUGGAGGAGAGGAGGGAACCCAGGGCAUGAGGAUCGCUGCUGUUAGCGGGGCACUACCACCUAAACUCAGAUUACGUCUCCGUGUUACAUAUGGCAUAGAUGGAGCGAGCCCGGUUACUGAACAAGUAGACUGGACGGAGCCAUGA
This is a messenger RNA of Talaromyces amestolkiae, 2541 nucleotides long. RefSeq lists its product as uncharacterized. The coding region runs from base 1 to 2541 and encodes 846 amino acids. Lineage: Eukaryota; Fungi; Ascomycota; Eurotiomycetes; Eurotiales; Trichocomaceae. Gene Ontology annotation, biological process: intracellular protein transport; receptor-mediated endocytosis; Golgi to vacuole transport. The transcript is spliced from 5 exons. Gene Ontology annotation, cellular component: AP-1 adaptor complex; membrane coat; Golgi apparatus. Gene Ontology annotation, molecular function: clathrin-cargo adaptor activity. The record is from RefSeq and is a predicted model, not a curated record.